AUCUCAAACAUCAUCCGAUCCAUACUUUGGUCACCUUCAGCCUGCGGCCCACGUGAAUCGAACAGAGUUCCUAUCGAAAUAACGUACUUAUCAGAUCGCGAAAAAUCGUUACUGGGAACUACGGAGUGCGCAAGCCAUGAGUACAUGUUAAUUCACGGAACCCAUUACGCGGAGACAGUUCAUAUAGUGUAGUUGGCAGGAAAUAUUCAACUAACCGCGCUCUCGCGAUCUCCAAAAACAGAAAAUGCCUUCCGAAAAAUCGGUGUACCAGCCGCAUCCAGACAUCGCCAAAAGCGCGUAUGUGUCGUCCUUCGCCCAGUAUAAGGACAUGCAUCGGAAGUCCUUGGACAACCCUGAGGAGUUCUGGGGAGACAUCGCCAGACAAUUUCAUUGGGAGAAUCCGAUCGACAGCAAUAAUUUUUUCAAGUUCAAUUUUGAUAUAACGAAAGGUCCGAUUUUCACCAAAUGGAUGGAUGGUGCCACGACCAAUGUUUCCUACAAUCUGUUGGAUAGGAACAUUAGGAAAGGCUACGGGGAUAAAAUUGCAUUUUACUGGGAAGGAAACCAUCCUGAUGAUUACAGUCGCUUGACUUACAAAAAGCUGUUGGAAGAAGUAUGCCGCUUCGCUAAUGUUCUGAAAAGUAAAGGUGUGCAAAAAGGAGAUAGAGUUGCCAUAUACAUGCCCAUGAUCCUGGAAGCUGUGAUAACGUUCCUGGCCUGCGCCAGGAUAGGAGCCAUACAUUCUGUUGUGUUUGCAGGAUUUUCAUCUGAUUCCCUGGCCGAAAGAAUUGCUGAUUGCGAAGCCCGUGUUUUGGUAACGGCAGAUGGGGCUUGGAGAGGAGAAAAAUUACUGCAGCUGAAAUCUAUCUGUGAUCAGGCUAUGCUGAAAUGUGCACAAAAAGGGCACAAUGUAGAAACUUGUGUAGUUGUGUCUCAUCUCUGUAGAGUAACGUCGCCUUUAGGAACGCAAUAUAGGAGCAACAAGACUCCUAUGACGAUUGGAAGAGACAUAUUCUGGGACGACGUAGUUCCACAAGCGUCAACCAGCUGUUACCCAGAAUGGAUGGAAGCCGAAGAUCCUCUCUUCAUGUUGUACACAAGCGGGUCUACGGGGAAACCUAAGGGGGUUCUACAUACGACCGGAGGUUAUAUGAUAUAUGCCGCAACAACUUUUAAAUACGUCUUCGAUUACAAACCUAAUGACGUUUAUUGGUGUACUGCCGAUAUAGGUUGGAUUACUGGGCAUACCUACGUCGUGUAUGGUCCGUUGGCUAAUGCUGCCACUUCAGUAUUGUAUGAAGGCACUCCAUUUUAUCCAAAGAACGACAGAUUCUGGGUAGUAGCUGAUAAGUACAAGGUGAAUCAGUUUUAUACUGCCCCAACAGCAAUCAGAACAUUGAUGAAGUUUGAAGAUGAUCUAGUCAAAAAGCACGAUUUAUCUACGUUGAAAGUAUUAGGUUCCGUAGGAGAACCAAUAAAUCCAGAGGCCUGGAUGUGGUAUUACACACUAGUGGGUCAUGAGAAAUGUUCAAUAGUCGAUACUUUCUGGCAAACGGAAACUGGUGGACACGUUUUGACUCCUUUACCAGGCGCAACGCCCAUGAAACCUGGAGCAGCGGCGUUUCCAUUCUUUGGCGUUGAACCCGCUCUGUUAGACGAAGGGGGAAAGGAAAUAAAGGGAGAAGGUGAAGGUUACCUGGUUUUCCCCCGACCAUGGCCUGGUUUGAUGAGGAGUCUGUACAACGAUCACGAUCGAUACGAAAUGACCUACUUCACGAAGUUCCCAGGAUUUUAUUUCACAGGGGAUGGGGCAAGACGGGACGCUGACGGUUAUCUCUGGGUGACAGGAAGAGUCGACGACAUGUUGAACGUUUCCGGCCAUCUUAUGUCAACUGCGGAAGUAGAGUCCAUCUUGACAGAACACCCCGCAGUCGCAGAAGCCGCCGUUGUUGCGAAACCUCAUCCGGUGAAGGGAGAAUGCCUCUACUGCUUCAUAACAACGACAGAAAAUGCGGUCUUCGACGAGAAACUAGUCAAGCAAUUGAAUGUUAUCGUUCGAGAAAAAAUUGGCCCAUUCGCCCAACCCGACAUGAUACAAAAUGCCCCCGCUCUACCAAAAACGAGGUCAGGAAAGAUAAUGAGGCGGAUUUUGAGGAAGAUCGCCGUGAAUGACAGAGAUGUAGGAGAUAUUAGUACACUAGCAGAUAGUUCUGUAGUGGAACAAUUGUUCGCAACGAGGCCAGAGAAAGCGUGAUUCGACUUUUGUUGAAUCUAGCGACAAUCUAGUCCACAAAUGUGCAUGCAUUUCAGAAUAGUAUAUGAAAUUAGUUAUGUUAUUUUUUUAUGAUCGCGUGAGUCUUGACUUUGGGGACUGAUUAGUCUCCUCGAAGCAGCGGUGAAGUGAGACGUGAUCUUAAGACUAUCAAGAUACAUGAAAAAGCUAAUUAGCCUUUCAUAUUGGCAUAGAAGUCGAUAACAACCUAAAUAAUUAUUUUAUUUUGAUUGCCAUCGGUUAUUGUGAAAUCAACGUUGUUUGAUAUCUUUCAUCAUUUGAAAUAUGAUAAAAAAAAUCUUCGUCGAUCCCAAGAAUGUUUAUACCGGGUAGAAAAUAAAUAGUAGUUAAAAAAAUAUUUGUUUAUUGAGCAAUCAAUAAAGUGUACAGCACAUGUUGAUAAUUGAGUCAUAGUUACCUACUAACUAAAAAAGCAAUAUAUGAAUCAAAAUUUCAAUUACUGUUUUUCAUUUAUUUUUCGUUUUUCUGGAACGUUCUCAUAUAUUUCAAUGCCCAAAUGCAAUACUAUUUUCUCCCCAAAUUUUAUGUUAUGAUUAUAAAUAUUAUUUAUUUCACCCAAAUUCAAAGUUGAAUAUUCUCUUUUUUACGACUGAAUGAACGAAACAAAUCUUUGAUAUCAGUUUCGUUCAUUGAUUAAGUUGAAUACUCACCCAAAAGAUAUCGUGGAUUAUAUAAGUAUAAUGAAAGUUUUAGAUAUUGUAAUUGAAAUAAUGAUUUUGUUAUUUCAUUUUCCUAUCUCCUAAACAGAUUUAGUAUCGAUGAGUCAGCUGUUGGAAUUGAAUAUUGUAUAGAAAUAAAUAUAGUUCAUUUCAAU
Messenger RNA from Leptinotarsa decemlineata (Colorado potato beetle), 3107 nucleotides. It is a transcript of the gene AcCoAS, whose product is annotated as Acetyl Coenzyme A synthase. Lineage: Eukaryota; Metazoa; Arthropoda; Insecta; Coleoptera; Chrysomelidae. Gene Ontology annotation, molecular function: acetyl-CoA synthetase activity; AMP binding. The record is from RefSeq and is a predicted model, not a curated record.